This is a messenger RNA of Microdochium trichocladiopsis, 567 nucleotides long. RefSeq lists its product as uncharacterized. The record is from RefSeq and is a predicted model, not a curated record. The transcript has 3 exons. Lineage: Eukaryota; Fungi; Ascomycota; Sordariomycetes; Xylariales; Microdochiaceae. Bases 1 to 567 code for a protein of 188 amino acids.
AUGGACUUUGGCACUCAGUUGCUCCUCCUCCUUACUCACUACCUCCUUGGUCUCCUCUGUGGUCUCGUCCUCCUUAAUCUCCACCUCGAUGGACAUGGAUUCGGAGACGAAGGGUGGCAUCGAGGGCGGGCACGCAUUCUCAGAAAACAGCCUGGCGGUGUCUGUGCUGUGCCCGGCUCGAAGGAUAUUUCCAUGACCUUCUCUAGCCAAUGCCCAGUUUUGCAAUCUCUCGUAUUGAGAAUAUUCUCGAGGUCGGCUUGGCUUCCAGAGUGUGGUCGUAACACGAUAGCGACGCCUGCGACAGUGUGCCACACUUUUUCGGGCAUUGGCUCUCGCCGGAACACGGGUAUCAUUCGUAACAGCCGUUGGGUCAAGAAGGAGAAGACCAUGAAGUGCUCGGUUGAACGCGCUGGGCUCUGGGUCAUGGCUCGACGGCACGCUGCGUCAACUGAAGGAGGCAUCCACGACUGUGGAGUCCCCUGCAGCGCCAAAAAUGGCCACAACAUUAUUGACGAUGACCUCGGCGGUCCGCUCGCCGAGAUAGUGGCUCGCCGCUUGUAUACUUGA